AUGGACCCCCUGAGGUGGUCCUCCUCCCCCAGCUCAUCUGGGACCUCCAGCCCCAGGACCCCGCCCUGCGAGAUGCUUGGUUACGUGGGCAUCGAGGCCGUGCUUGACCAACUGAAGAUCAAGGCCAUGAAGAUGGGGUUUGAGUUCAACAUCAUGGUGGUGGGGCAGAGUGGGCUGGGCAAGUCCACAAUGGUGAACACACUGUUCAAGUCCAAGGUAUGGAAAUCCACCCCACCGGGUCUGGUGGGGACCACAGCCCAGACGCUGCAGCUGCACUCAGUGACCCACGUCAUUGAGGAGAAGGGUGUGAAGCUCAAGCUGACUGUGACUGACACACCCGGCUUUGGGGACCAGAUCAACAAUGACAAGUGCUGGGACCCCAUCUUGAGCUACAUCAAUGAACAGUACGAGCGGUACCUGCAGGAGGAGAUCCUUAUCACCCGCCAACGUCACAUCCCUGACACCCGGGUGCACUGCUGUGUGUACUUCGUGCCGCCCACUGGGCACUGCCUGCGGCCCCUGGACAUUGAGUUCCUGCAGCGGCUGUGCCAGACUGUGAAUGUGGUGCCCGUGAUCGCACGGGCUGACAGCCUGACCAUUGAAGAGCGAGAGACCUUCAGGCGCCAGAUCCAGCACGACCUCAGGACUCACUACAUCGAUGUGUACCCGCAGAAGUGCUUCGAUGAGGACAUCAAUGACAGGAUCCUCAAUAGCAAGAUCAGGGAACGGAUCCCCUUUGCUGUGGUUGGGGCUGACCGAGAGCACCUAGUGAACGGGAGGUGUGUGCUGGGCCGGAAGACGAAGUGGGGCAUCAUUGAAGUGGAGAACAUGGCGCACUGUGAAUUUCCCCUCCUGAGAGACCUGCUCAUCCGCUCCCACCUCCAAGAUCUGAAGGACAUCACCCACAACGUCCACUACGAGAACUACCGAGUCUGCAGACUCAACGAGAGCGACGUGCUGCCCCGCGGGCCUGGCUGGGUGAACCUGGCCCCAGCCCCCACCAGCCCUCCCGCCACCCCUGGGCCCUCAAAGGUCCGCCGGCGGACCCAAGACAAUUCCACAGAGUAG
This is a messenger RNA of Pteropus alecto (black flying fox), 1068 nucleotides long. It is a transcript of the gene SEPTIN12, whose product is annotated as septin 12. Gene Ontology annotation, molecular function: molecular adaptor activity; GTPase activity; GTP binding. The transcript is spliced from 9 exons. Bases 1 to 1068 code for a protein of 355 amino acids. Gene Ontology annotation, cellular component: septin complex; septin ring; cell division site. NCBI's taxonomy places the organism in Eukaryota, Metazoa, Chordata, Mammalia, Chiroptera, Pteropodidae. The record is from RefSeq and is a predicted model, not a curated record. Gene Ontology annotation, biological process: cytoskeleton-dependent cytokinesis.